CAGUAUCGUGUCGCAUUGUGGUCAUAAUUGUCGCAUUACGAUAAAAUGGGAAUAAUAAUUGAUUAAUUAUGGCUAUUAAUCCUUCUGACGAUGCAAAUUACAAUCCCUACUCACUGGGAGGAUUGAAAAGUAUUUUCAAAGAUGCAUUCAACACUUCAAUUGAAAGUACACGGCGGAUGUUAAGCCUAGGUGAAGAGGCUGAAGAUGUCGGAAGAAAUACUAUGGUCGCUUUGGGAGAACAAAAAGAGCAACUCGGGAAUGUAGAAGAACAUAUGGAUAGUAUCGCUGCCGACAUGGAUACGACAGAAAUGUAUUUAACACAGUUGGAGAAAGGUUGCGGAAUCGAUAGCUCCGUUUAUCAGAACGAGUGUAAAUCUAAAGAGAACUCUGGUGCUGAUGAAAAAGUAAAUUCUGAUAAAACUAAGUCUUCUGGAGGAUUUUUAUCUAAAUUGGUUUCUAAAAGCUAAGUCACAAAAUAAUCGUUGGGAAAGAAUUAAUAAGAUAAUGAAUUUCAAAAAGUUUAAGAAUGAAAAAAUGAAGAGCACUACUUCCAGAGCAGAGACAAUUUCCAUAUUUUUAUUAUCUAUAAAUAUAAAUAUAUAUACCUGUAGUUAUUCAAACUUAUAAUCCUUAUUUAUUUAAUGUGUCAUAAAAUGUAACGAAAAAUGUUUUUCGUCUUUCUAUAGAUGAGUAUAUUUUUUGCAAAUUAGAAAUUUUUGAAUGGAAAAGGUUUAUCUUUAGCCAAACAAGCGAAACGAAUAGCGCUUACGUUCUUCUAAACGAACAUGGGAAUUUCUUAUUAAUUUCCAUUGAAAAGAUUAAUAUUUGAAGAUCUCUGUACAGAAAAGGAAUAUCGUGAUGACUAAAUCAAAAUAUAAACAGUGCCUAAAAUAAGAUAUUGUCUUUUGAUAGGCGAUUUGUCCCCCAAAAAACUCAUUUUAAAAACAAACAAGAUGGAAAUGGCAAACGUCAGCGUAACUUAGAAUAUUUUGAAAAAACCAACAGAAAAAGAUUGAAAUUCAUAUUCUGUAAGAUAUCAAUAUCUUAUUUUUCCAGUGAGGUUUUUGACAUAUAUUAUAUUAUUAUAUAUAUUGUAAUAUAUGUAUAUACUAUACUAUGUAUAUAUAAUGAAAAUAUGAAAAUAUUUUAUUAUUAUAUAGCUUACAUUAUAUAUUACUUUCCGCUAAGAGUUUUUAUUCCUGACUGAUUUUGUAGCAUAUGCUGUAUAAAUUAUUGAGAAUUUAAAUCUAAAAUAAAAUAUUCAAAUAUGUAUUUAUUUUAUGUUUUAUUUAUGUCUCUUUAGCAGACAUGUCGCUUCAAUAUUUCUCUAAACAUUUCCAGACACAGGAUAAAGUGGAAUCAUAUAGGUUAUUCUUUUGUAUUUUGAUAUACUUUCAUUAAAGUUGAUCGAUUUUCAUCGUGCCUUUAAAUUAAGUUGCUUCA
Molecule: messenger RNA, 1443 nt
Organism: Centruroides sculpturatus (bark scorpion)
Lineage: Eukaryota; Metazoa; Arthropoda; Arachnida; Scorpiones; Buthidae
Exons: 6
Coding region: 69-467 (132 amino acids)
Biological process (GO): exocytosis; synaptic vesicle priming; synaptic vesicle fusion to presynaptic active zone membrane
Cellular component (GO): SNARE complex; plasma membrane
Molecular function (GO): syntaxin binding; SNAP receptor activity
Source: RefSeq, a predicted model, not a curated record